AUGCAUUUGGGGCUUGUCCUGCUGAUUCCAUCCACAAAGGUACGGAAUUCUUUGAGCUAUCAUUGAUGCUCAAAGCAUAUAGAGUAAUUACACACACAACCAUUACCGAUAUGUGCUGCAGCUUUUGGUCUGAAUCCACUUCAGUUGGUUGAAUCUAGCUUGUUCGGUUGGGCAGGAUUCACCUCGCCAGCCCAGAGUGGAGCCAUUGAAAUGAAUGGUCCUAACUUCUUUAUGGUCACUCAUUUCAAUAGGUCUACUCUGGGUAAAAGUUAGUUGAUUUCAGUGGGCAUCCUCUGCGUAUGACAUACAGUAGUUGAAUACAACUCAGUAUGAUUAAGUUAAGAUUAGUGUUAGUGGGAUUAGAUCGUUUAUGUUGCCUUGCAUUUGGCACUCCCAUGUUUAUAUCAGUCAGCAAAGGGCUUCAACGAAUAGGAAAAAGUGGCACAAUAUCAGGAUUUGCUUGGGAUUCUUGCUAACUCUGUCCUGUUGGCUCUGAUGGGCUUGCUUAGAGCACUAUUUCACCACUCCUUCUGAAUCUUAUUCUUACACACCCCAGUUCCUGCAUACAGGGCCAUAGAAAUAGAUCAUCAAGGUGAUGUGGCUAAAGCAUGAGGUCAGUCAACCAAACACCCUUCUGCUUUGUUUUGACUGUACAUUAGUCUUGCAUCCCUCCAGUAUAUGCUCUUCUUCUUUUCUUUUUUUAAAUUCCUGCUUCUGACAUCAUUUCCUGACUAGUGCGUUGGUUUAACAGCAAAGCCAGAUCCUCUUCUCAGCACACGAUGCAAGAAGGUGCUUAAAAUGGAUUUACGCUUUUCUUUUCCCUUGCCAUGCUUGCUGGUGAUUCUGACCAUUUCUGAUGGUAAGUGGGAAUUUUCUUUUAUCAAAUUGGCAUUGCUUUGCCUAGGUGAGCAGAAAUGAUCCUCUUCGUUCAGAUUUCACCCCCGCCACCCCUCUCCUUUAAAGGAAGGCUAGUCGACGGGACUCAGGGAAAUGCUAGUGUCAUAACCGCCAAAGCAUGAAAAUGGACAGUCACUCCAAAGUAAGACAGAUUUUCUCAUAAACUAAUUGCAACCAUGUCACCUGAUGUACUGCAUUUGUAAAUGCAAGAGAAAUAAGAGGUUGCGGGGCGGUGGUCAACACAAUGAUUCCGGGAUUCUUUUCUUGUCUCUCGGCGUGACCUUGAACAAAUAAUUUAGAAUACUUGAUGAAAACAUCUCGAAAUCAAGUCUAAUGUACAUAGGUUUCCAGUUUAAAAUCCUUUUAAAAACAAUACUCCAAGUCCUUUUCAAUAUCUGUGCAUGAUUUUGGAGACAGUGAAUUGUAGUGAGGGAAAGUAGCUAGCCUGAAUUCAUCCAGUUUUGCAAACACUGCUUAGAUUCUUUUUUUCCUUAAACUACUAAGUAGGUGGGGAUUAUUUCCAUUUCUAAACAUUCUAUGGUGUAAUCAGUAUAAAUCUGUGGACCAUAUGAAGUCAUUUAACGUUUUUUGAGGCCAAUGAGUAAUGAAUUCAAACACAUACACACUAUGGGUGACAGUUUAAGCUACAUGAAAAACAUCACUUAUUUAACCGACAAACCACAUACUUUCUUGUAAAAAUAUAUUAAAUGUUACCUGAAUUAAAAGCUACAUUUAGGUCAUUUAUUUACAGCAGUGGCUCAUCAAGUAUCCUUCGAAAGGAUCAGCACUCAUAUAAAAUUAUGAACGGCACUAUUUCAUGAAUUAAGGCUUUCAGUCUUAGUAACCAAUAUUGAGUUGAUUCCAUCCCACACCCUGACUUUUCACUCAGAUAAAAUGAAGCUAUGAGCUAAAAAGGGGAAAAAACGAAGAACAGAGUUCUCAUAUGUUUUCUUCGACUGAGAGGUUGCUCAUCUUUUUCUGUGACCACAGUGUUACCUCUUUGAUUAGACUUACUGUGGUUUUCAAUAUGUAUUUAUUUAUUUAAUAGUGUUUAUAGACUGCUUUUUUUAAAAAAAAAACUACUUAAAUCUUUUAUUACUGUUGCAGGUGUGACUUGUAUGGACCUCAAACAGCUUUUUGGCGACGCUGGUGGCAAUGUUUCUUUUCCUUUGGAAAUUAAAAAUCGAAGUGGCAUCCUAGUAAUGAAAGAAACGAACUGUUCUAAGCCGGAGAACGUUACGAUGGACUGUUGCAAUGAUUGUGACAAAAGGCUGUGCCUGAGGAACGGGAUUGUAGAGAUGACGGAUUUAUCAGAAAACGAUGAGGGGAAAUAUACAUUUGCUUUUGGAAAUGACAGCGAAAUUUUCUUGCUCAAAGUGUGUGGUAAGUAGAGAUGGGGGAGAAAUUGGAAUCAGUUUACAUGGGAACUGAUUUCAUUUGCAUCUAAUACCUGUUUGCGUUUUAUACCGAAUCCGCACUUUCUGAAACAAUGUAUGAAUCAAAACACAGACAUCCUUCAAAACCUGCACUUCUUUUCAUUUGCAGCUUAGCAGGUCUCCAGCCAGGUAGUAUAUGCACAAAAGUGCAUAUACUAGAAUAUAUUCAUAUCUUUAGUGAAAUCAACAUACAAAACUACUCUGUGUUCAGGGAAAUUGCUUUGCAAAACUGGGCAUAUCAGGGGAAAUUGCUUGCAGAAAUUCCUUACCCAAAAGAGAAAUUUGUAUCAACAUGCCAAUCGAUUUUCAUGAGGACUUUUCGGAAAGCUUUGGCAAACUGAUGUGGAAAUAUAGAGCACUAAAUUUAAGAUGGGAAAAACGAGUAGCUGAGAGAAACUGAAAUUGACAUCAUUCUAUCCAUUCCUUGUGGUCAGCAUCCUCAUUUUGGAAUCGACAAUGGCAAAAUCUAAGAGGUUGAUUAAUUGCUGGUUCUGCUUCAAACGCACUGUGUGAUCCUAAGCAUAGGUGAAAUAGGUGACGGUGUUCAAUGGGAGUUAUUUCCAAGGAAGCAUGCAGCCUUAGUUAGUGAUCCACAAAUAAGUGCACUUUAAUUUAAGCUUAAACUCAGUGAUAUUUAGCCUAAAACACAGAUGGGGAACCUGUGGCCCUCCAGCUUAUGUUGGAGGGCCAAAAACAUGUAUGAUGGCAGCUGUCGUCCAGCAAUAUUUGGAGAGUCACAGCCUAAUGACUAAAGCGUACCCUCCAACAUGCCUCAGAUAAAAUGAGGCAUUCUAUUCUACAGUGGUACCUCGGGUUAAGUACUUAAUGUGUUCUGGAGGUCCGUUCUUAACCUGAAACUGUUCUUAACCUGAAGCACCACUUUAGCUAAUGGGACCUCCCGCUGCUGCCGCACUGCCGGAGCACGAUUUCUGUUCUCAUCCUGAAGCAAAGUUCUUAACCUGAGGUACUAUUUCUGGGUUAGCGGAGUCUGUAACCUGAAGCGUAUGUAACCUGAAGAGUAUGUAACCCGAGGUACCACUGUACUUCAAUAUCACUGCUGGGGAGGGGGAGGACUUUUUUGUUUUGUGCAGGUUAAGAUUUCUUAAUAAAGUUUUCCAUGAGACAGACAACCUCACUUGAAACCCACCUAGCUCCAGGACCCACCCUCACCCCAAUAAUCUCCUUGCCCCCACCUCUGAAGCUCCAGCCUAGCACUGGGCUGCCUGUACACCACCAGCUGCACACCCGCCCCCCCAGGGCCUGCUCCUGCCUGGGUCUCCUUCAGCCUCCACCUUCUCUUCAGGCUUGACACUUUCUCCUUGUUUUUAUUCUGGCUGGCUGGGUGACUGGGGGCCUGCCAGGCUGAGAGUCACAACCUCCCAGGACAUGGAUGGUAGUGACAUUGCCGUUGUCAUCUCCAUUGCCUCCCUCCUUCCUCCUCUUCCUGCUACUGCUCCUCCACCAGCUAGCCACCCGAUCUACCUGGCUCCCUCCCCUGGAUCUGGCACAAGACUCUUCCCUCUUACUGCUCCCCAUUUUCUCAGACUCCCAGAGGCAAAGGACAUGGCAGCAGAGGAGGAGGAGGAGGAGGAGGAGGAGGAGAAAGUGACUCAGUUGGCAACUCUCUCUUCCUCUUGCUUCCACCAAAGUGAAGCCAUUUCCAGUUAGUGUAGCUCAGUAAAGAGGGGAAUUCGGGACUCGACAUGACAAAGUGAGAAGCUAUGAUGGCUUAAGGAUUUUCAUGACAGUCCUGGCAUUUUGGGGGCAGUUGGAGACUAUUCUAGAGGCCAAUGGACAUCACCUCUCAUACUCAGCUGUCAUUCAUAACUACCACCACCUGACAGAUGCUGCAUGUAGCAAACAGGCCUGCUGAUUUGACACAGCAUUGCAAAUCUCCCUUAAGUGAACUGCUUUGUGGUAUGCCAAAUUUUAAUUUGUUCUUGUCGCAAGUGUUUCAGAUAAUUCAUUUCACUGUGUGAAAAUAAUAAUAAUAAUAAUAAUAAUAAUAAUAAUAAUAAGGCUAUGUGCUUUGCCCUCAGUCUGCCUCAGAGUACCCAAGUGCAGUGGUACCUCGAGUUACAAACGCCUCAGGUGACACACACUUCAGGUUACAAACUCCGCUAACCUGGAAGAGUUACCUUGAGUUGAGAACUUUGCCUCAGGAUGAGAUUGCAAAUCGUGUGCCGGCGGCACAGCGGCAGCAAGAGGCCCCAUUAGCGAAAGCCCGCCUCUAGUUAAGAACAGUUUCAGGUUAAGAACGGACCUCCUGAACGAAUUAAGUUCGUAACUAGAGGUACCACUGUACUCUGAGGUUCUCACAUACCCUCCAAGUGUCUAGAUUUUCCAGGGAUAGUCCUGGAGUUCAGAAAGACAUCCCAACUUCUGAUUUGAUCCCAGAAUGUCCAUAUUUCCCCUGUCAGUGCUGCCACCAUCAAGCUGGAGGAGGAGGUGGAGGAGCUGGUGCUUGUCCCCUCCAUGGGCUCCCUUUUGCCCUUCUUCUGAUAGGAAAUCUCUGCCAGGGGGUCCAAAAAUGGGAGGUUGAGGAGGGCAAAUGAGAAAUGUCCCUAUUUUCAUCUGAGGAAUAUUGGUAGGUAUGUUCUCCAUAUUGUAUGGACAGAGGAUCCUUGGCUUUUAACAGCUGCACAAUGAGCAGAAAACAAUUAAACCCUUUAAGGACAAAGAGCUACAGUGAUGCAAAGGCUCUUUCCAACAUUAAUGCUGCAAUCUUAGAUAUCCUUACCUGGGACUAAGACCACCCCCUUCCCUGAACUCAGUAGGGCUGGGCUGUCGGGCAAUUGAUUUGUCAGUUGGGAUAUCUAAAAUCUGUGAAAAUGUUUCCAUCCAUAAUUCAAAUUUGAGGCUAUAGGCAACAUAGUAUAUUUCAAGAAUAAAAAUAUUAAAGCUGUCGGAUGCCUUCUAAUUUCGUAACCUUAAAGCACUGCAUUGGGAAAAUAUCACAAUUACCGCAUCCCUUUUAAACAGGGUUUGAUCAAUGGGAGUGUAGGUUUCGUUCAAAGAUGUGGGUUGGUAUACAACAGGUUAAAGGAGGGAGCUAAUUUAUUCUGGUUAGUGUAAUAAAAGCACACGAUGGCUCUGCACGCGCUCGGAUCAGUUUGUUAAAACAGAAGAAAGUGCCAUAAGAAAGGUAUGUAUUUAUGAUUCAAGUGUUUAAGUACAUUACUCUUAAGUGCCACCUAAAGGCAAACAGGCAGAACUGCAAAUGCUGUAGCAAAGGCAACGGUGUUUUGGGUACACACGUAAGUGGGUUUUAAAUAGCAAAGAUACAACUUGCCAAAGAGGGAGAAGGAAACACCAAUUUCUUCAUUACUUCAAAUGCAUGCUUGAAUUGCAAGAAUCACAUUUUGUAUGGGAAUGUUUUUGCCAGAAAUAUUCCUUUGCCAAGCUUCUAUAUUGUGACCCAGAUUUUCCAUAUAUUUGUUCUGAUCUGGAAAACAACAACAACAACAAAACCACCCCAUCUUUUUCCAGUAUGCUUGAAUUCAACAAGUCACAAGAGGACUCCUAUUCUUUGGACUGGAGCUAAUAUUAACCAACUUCACACAACCAUUAGUGGCUUCUGACAUGAUGAAGUUGAUGGUGAACACAUAAUGAAGUUGAGGGUUUGGCAAGGCAGUUUGAUUGACAUGGGCAUGGCAACGGAUUGAAGUAACAUAAGUGUGCUCGUCCUCUGUGCUAUAUUUUCAAUACAGGAUCACACCUUAAUUACCUGCCCUUGGGCUGCUACCCCUAAAAACAAAGUGAAUAGGAACCUGCAGUCCAUGUGAUUUGCUUUCGAAGAUUCCUGGAAUCCCAAUUUAGAAGAUGGUAAAUUUUAGUAGAGGAGCAGGUCUGUUUACAAGGACCAUGAGGAGCUUUCAAUUUCUCCGGAAGCAAACAGCAGGAAAAAUCCAUUAGGAUCCAUUGAAUGUUAUAUAUAGUUGAAGGAGGUAAUAGGGGAUUAAAUGAAAAAAACGAAAGGUUCAGAUGAUGGUUCCCACUGUCCUGUCAUGGUAACAUUUUUCUCUCUGUUUUGUUGUUCUCUUUCCACUGCCUAGAGAAGCCUCCAGCUGUUUAUAUCAAUUGUCUACCUGAUGGAAGAGCAAAUUUGUCCUGUGAAGCAGAUGGUCAAUUCAAUGAUGGAGUUUACUGGACUCGGAAUGGGAGAAGAAUAAAUGAUGUUGAUGCUUGUGAGAAAGAUGGUGGCAAGAGCAUUAUUUUGGGGAAAGGGGUACAGGGAAAGCUCGCUUGCCAUAGAAGAAACUCUUGCAGCAGCUCCUCCAUUGAGCUGUCAUGUAAUGGUGGUAACGAUCGUAAGUUAUAUUUUAUCUUCUUUUUAUGGGUGUUCAACGUGUUAUUUGAAUUUAUAUAUCAGCAGAUCUGUCUCUCUGACUCACCAACACAAAAUCAUUUUCCUUCAUUCAUGAAGCAGCCCCCUGCCUACUGGGUGCUCUCUAGACAUUGUUGGACAACUCCUUCCAUCAUCCCUGACCUUUGGCCAUGCUGACAGGGGCUAAUGGGAGGCCAAAUCACUAGUGACCUUUACUUUGCCAUGUGGAAUGACUUUAUAUUAUACACAAAUCUGAAAGAACAUGGACAUUUGGUCCCACCUGCAUAUGCAGAUAUGGGGAUUUUGUAAAUUUAAUUUCUGGACCUUAAUAUAUAAUUAACAGACACACAAGGGAGGGUAUUUCUUCCCCUUUUCAUGCUUAUUUUAAAGACUUUUGGUGAAAGGCCCUCUGAAAAAUGAUGGUUUGUUAUUUACUUUGUUCCAUACAGCAUUCUCAUUUUUUCUUCCAGGCUGUGAUGAAUUUUUUUUUGGGGGGGGGACUUUUUAUAUUUUUCUUGUUCCUCUGUAUAUUGGAAAACUUAAUGAAAAUGUUAAAGUGGGAAAAACAUGUCUGAAUACAUCUUACAACAUAUUUGAAUAUGUAUGCCAGAAAUACACACACACACACACACGUUUCCAUCUCACAAACAUCAGGGCAGUUUAUGACAAAAUAAAAGUAAAAUAAAAAUAAUAGCAAUGCAAAGCAAUCAUUAAAAUGACUGGCUGCUGAAGGAACAUUUUAGACAGCAUAGGCCUGUCAGCAUUAAAAAGUCACUGAGACACAUCUGAAACUGAUGUAAUAAUCUUUCUGUUACCAGCACCACAACUGACACAGCAGUCCUCAGCAUAAUUAGCUGAAUGCUCCAAGGCUCAGCUUCCAUUUUGGCCCCAUCUUGUGAUUCUUGCCUAGAUAUUCAUUGCAAAAUAACCAGAAAUAUUAGUAGCUCACAAUAAAAUCUCCUUUACCUGACAUUCAUGGUUAGGGUAAAUCAUUCAUCAUUUUGGCAAUGUAUUUUGCUUUUUAAUGUCUAUGUCCUGGACCAGGCAGUUGAAAUAAAAACAAGCAAACAAAGAAUGCAAUUUAUUGGAUACCUAUUGCCCCCUGAAUGUUUUGAAUGGAUUGCAGUCAAUGGGUUGCUCACAGACUGCUAACUGCAAGCAGUCGUGCGUGGCUGUGAUAUUUAUGGUGCAGUAACUGUGCAGUUCAAUCCCCUCAGUCACAGGGAACUAUUUCUGCACUCUCCAACCUUUACAGACCUAGAGAGAUGUAGCAGCAGCCGCAAGAAUCAGCAAACAGUGGCCUCCUCAUGUGAUGUGCAUGUCUGUCUGAAUAAGUUUCUAUGCAUCUCAUGAUGAUAUCCCCUAUGCUCCAUGGCUGAGGAGGUUUGAGCGCUGGGUCUUUUGUUCUGGACCCUCCUUUUUCUUGAAUUUAUGGGUAUGUUUUUUACAUAACAAAGGAGGAUCAUUCCUACCUAUUUGGGUCAGCACAACACAUUUUGCUGUCUGCAGCUGACCAGGAAAUGGUGCCAUGAAUUCCUACCAAGUCAAGGUACAUAAUCCCCAAGGCCAUCCAUCCAAGUUAUCCUGUCACCUGAGACAGAAAACCCCAGAAUCCCUCUACUUUGUAAAAAAUACAGUGACAACAAAUUAAAUAACUAAUAAGUUGUUGCCCUUUGUUGAUACAUAAAUUGUGUUGCCUCAUGGAAGGGCUGCCCUGUUGCAACUAGAUAGGUGGGGUACAGCAGGCAAUCCACACUGAGUGGACCAGGUCUGGAAAAUCCCAUUGGCACUCUGUAAUUCAGAAUGAGCCCAGGAACCUUUUGGCUUCCAAAAGCAGUGGUAGUGGGGAUAAAAAUAUUUUUUAAUAAUAAAAAUGUAAAUAUUAGUGACUAAAAGCCACUUCAAUUCCUAGGAGCUAAAAUAUAAAAUGGAAGCAAAGCAUACAAGGCUAUAAAGUGGAUUACUGUAUUAUGUAUCAAUGGAAUGUUUCUAGCCUUAAGUGGGUUUUUUUAAGUUUGAUCUAAGUGAAGUGGGAGGCAGAGUGAAUCAUGUUCUUUUGUAAGUAAAUUUUAUUUCAAGUAAAAUGAGGGGUGAAGGAUCAAAGGGUAGCUCAUUCCCCAUCAGCCGAAGACCAGUGAUUUAAAGCACCCUUAACAAAAUACUAUUCACAGGCUUCUUUGUGGGGAAGUCAUACGCUUUAGAUGUGCUUUAAAUGUAUGAUAUGGGUGUGACUGCAACCUAAAUUUGCCACCCCCCAAUAGUAGCAGUCUAGAAGCAUCCUUACAUAACUUCUCCAUGCCUGGUAGGAUUCUACUAACUAACAGUGGUCUUCUCCCCACCAACAUUAUUUGCAUUAAAAAAACCACACACCUUGCAUAUUAUAGGCAAAGACACCUUUAACAUUGUGGUGACCCUGAGUCCUGUCUUUAGGUUGCUCCUGUUUCUUUACUGCUUAAGAACAACGUUGUUUCUUUCAAUCAGGAGAUCUGCUGCAGCACCCGCACUUCCUGUAUAUUAUGGUAGCGUGUGGAGGGGGGGCUCUUCUUUUGGCCAUUAUUGCCUCACUGAUCACAUGCUGCUGCGUGAAGAGCAAGCAUCAUUUCACUCCAGUGCCUGCGGGUGAGUAGCAGUUUCCCCUCUUCUUUUUUGCAUUGUAUUUUGCAGCACAAUCCUAUUGCAUGUUUACGUAGAAGUGAAAUCUACUAAGUCCAGUGCCAUUUACUCCCCAGGUAAGCAAUGCAUGGGCCUGUAACCACAGUUACAGUCUUUAAAAAAAUAGGUUAUUGUAGAUUAGGCAUCCCCAGACUCAGCCCUCCAGCUGUUUUGGGACUACAACUCCCAUCAUCCCUAGCUAACAGGAUCAGUGGUCAUGGAUGAUGGGUAUUGUCGUCCCAAAACAGCUGGAUAGCCGAGUUUGGGGAUGCCUGUUGUAGAUGAAUCUAAGCCCCUCCUAUAACUGCAGUUGCUUACACUCUGUGACAAAAGUGACAAUUCUGAAGUUAGGCGGCUUUUGCAACCAGCCAGAAUAAAGCUCAUAUCUACUUUCCAUGGCUCCUUUGCCAAUAUCCCAGCCUGCCUCUCAGGUUUUACACUUGACUGCAUUUCUGCAAAGGUAUAUUUCUCAUAAGGUUACAUCAUUCUUGUUUUAGGGACCAAGGAUCAUUUAGCUGAUUUUAUUCAUAUGAUCCUAACCUAUCUUUUAGGUAUGCAGCUCCUUCGGCACAUAACAUCAUAGAACUGUUAGAAGGGACCCUGCACCACGGGAUCUAUUUUCCAAAUUUCUUAUCAAGCCUACCCAAUAUUUCUUCAAAAUCCUUCACCCUAACUCCUUACACUCCUCUUAACGUAGGUUGUUGCAACUAGAAAGGUCUCAUAAUAUGCCAUGGGAACAGAAGGGAUACAGAGGCUUCACCAUGAUAAGUUUUGCCCACAGGCACCACAAAUCAUGAUGCUGGUGAUGUUGACAUCAAGGUGUCACAUUUUGUAGGUCUCCUUGCAUGAUUAGGCCUCUGGCAAGAACUCAGUUCUGGCAUCACCAGAACAAGAGGCCCCUGUUCCACAAUUUGUCCUUGAAGUUUAGGAGAAUCCCCAUGGGAAAAAAUCCAGACCUACUGAUCUUAUUCCAAAGGGGCGUCAGGAGACCAUCUGGAGACCUUGCCCUUCUUUACCUAGAGUUAAUACAAGUUGGAAUUAAACUGCUUAUAUCCACUAUUCACUGUAUGCAUUUUUGUAGUUUUCUCCUCCUCUUUGCCUAUAAUUCUUAUUCUCUUAGUGCCCUUUACUGGCUCAUCCUCAUAAAAAUAAUCAACAGUUUAGUUACAUGUGAACAAUUCCUCAAUCCUAAACAAAUGCACAGGUGAAAGCAGGGAUCCUGUGACCCUCCAGAUGUUGCUGAACUUCAGCUCCCCAAAGCCUCGGCCUGGCUGGCCAAUGUUCUCUUAGAUGAGAUGUCAUCCAGUAGAGGGCCACAGGUUAGCCACCUCUGAUGUAAAAUAGGGCACCUGCUAUUUUGCUCUAUGAAGCAUGGCAAUUGUACAGGGAAUUUUUUUGGGGGUGCUUUGGGUUUUUUAUGGAGAGGCCGGGUACAGUUUAGUAGACAGCAAUUAGCACUGGUGAAGGAAUACCCACAAAGCCGAAACUCCACCUCACCCAUAUUAAUUGAUUAAUUGAUUUGCCCCCUUUCAGUCUCUCAUUAUGCUUUCCAACAGAAGAUGAAAAGGAUGAGGGGAUAACCCUGUCUGCCAUUUCCAGUGAAGAACCAAAGAGUCCUCCUAAUGGAGACCCCUGUGAAACCACAGAUGCCCUUGUUGCCAGCACCCCCAAUCCUGGUAGGUACAGUUAUGUCAUUGUUGUUGCUAUUAAAGAGCAAAGCUGUGUGGGAAUAAAUGUAUUUGUGUAGUUCAGGGAUGCAGAAAUGGUGACCCUCUAAAAGCCACAUGCAACAAUUUUUGUGUGGUGGCCAUUCCACAAAACAGUAGAGUAACAUGUAGAGUAGCCCCCACAUGGCCAAAUGGAAUCAUAUAGAGUUCCUCCACAAUAAUCACUUGUACACUGGGGCUCUUCCAUAAUGAUUUCAAUUGGACGAAGUUUUGUGAGAUGUUUUAUUGUGAUUGUGUUGCAGUUAUAAGGUUUUACUGGGACUGAUGGCUGUUUCAAUAUAUUUGUCAACCAUUCACUUGGUUGUAUUGCUUUAGUGUUAUUGUUUAUGUUUUAAAUGAUGUGGGACAAGUACUUUGGUGCUUGGGUCUUGCUUGUGGGUUUUCCUCAGGCAUCUGGUUGGCCACUGUGAGAACAGGAUGCUAGACAAGAUGGGCCUUUGGUCUGAUCCAGUGAAUUCUUCUUACAUUCUUAUUUGAUGAUGAUGAUGAUGAUGAUUUAGUUGUUUGACUGAUACACAUCAUGUACUGCCUUGUGAGGUUUCUGUUUAAAUGAUGGGAUAUAAAUCUAUAAAUCAAAAAUUAAAAAAGAUAACAGCAAAAGGAAAGCUGAGAUGAAGACUUUGUUGAAGAUUAUAGUAAAGAUUGAGGUCUGAGACUAUGUUAAUUCAUUUUUAUAGCACAUUCUAACUUGUACUUCCUUUAAAGGCCCUGAGACCUGUGAGAGUUUUAAACCAGAGCACAAGACAGAUCCAAAUCCUACAGUUCAACCUAAGCUGGCACUGGAGACUAAAACAGAGGAAGAUGUUGAAACAGCAUUUCGAGAAGUCAUGGUUGACACUGAAGCCCUGGAAACGGUGGAUGAUUGCUUCCCUGAUCCUAUUGAUGCUUGAUCAGAUGUGUUCCCUUUAACCCUUCCUACAGUCUUGGGAAUUGGUGUUUCUUCAUUCCAUGAUGUUAUCUCCAUAAUAAUAGUGUCCUUUAAAAAAACACCUGCCUACAGUUAGCCAAAUCUACAAACCCACCUACAAAUAGUCCUCAUGGGCCAAUGUGGUAUCCUUGCUCCAUGUAGCAAUUAGAUUUCAAAUUAAAUAUGACAGAUCUAUGUGCAAGACCUUUAACCUUCAAACAAUCUGAUUAAUUUUUCCUGUUUCUAUGACAAUUUUCAGGCUUCUCAAAACCCCAAUAUUUUUGGUUCUAUCAAGGCACAGACACACAACAGGCAAAAUACCAUACAGGAGUCCCAAAGUACAUAUUUUAUACUGGAAUGGGGCCAGAAAUUCCCUAAAAGUUCCAGAAAAAGUGUUGAGUUCUGUACUGGGAUGUUUGGAAUUAUAUCACAGUAGCUUUCGCAGAUUCUUGUGGUCAAAAACAGUCCUAUUCAUUACGCUGGGUGUUUAUAUGAACUGAUGUUGGCUCAUGGAUUUCAGGGACCCUCAAGUAGGGUAUCUACAGAAUUCCUUUACCUGGAAGAGGUGAGGCACGAAAACAGAGAAUGUGGAAAGUGAGGUCAGUGGCACUGUUUGGACAGUGGACCCUUUGUCAGUUUACAGGCCCAAAGAGACGCCCAACCUCAUCCCCUUCUGGAGCAAGUUCUGACACUCCGAGCUUCCAUUUCUAAAUAUUUUUUGUUCCAUCCAGCUACCUUUUAGCAGAAAGUAGGGAUCCCUGUGCCCACUGCUGUAUGCCCCUUUGAAAGGAAUGAUGCAAAAAUGCUUCUCAGCACAUGUUCCAGCUCCAACCUUGGAUAUCCAGAUGUUGUUGGACUACAGCUUCCACAACCCCCAGCCAUGGUCAUGAAUGGUAGGAGCUGCAGUCCCAACAACACCUAGGAGCACAAGGUUGAAGAAGCUGCUCCAGUGCACAGUUUGUGACUAAUAGGAAGCACAGAAACAGCAUUUUGUUUUUAUAUUUGUGAUGGAGUUUUCAGCAGAAAUUGACUACUGGCCUAAGCAAUUUGAUAAUUCUCUGUAUACGCAUUGUGCUUUCUUGAGUGUUCCAAGCAGUUCACAUAUAUCUUCUUUGUAAUUUGCAGCAGGUGUUCCAUUUCUUUCCUUGCCUGCAUCUUGCCUUUGUGUGGAUGUACUUGCAUCUUAUUUCAGAUGAAAGGCUGGAGAAUUUGAGGGAUUCUCCAGGUGCUCUUUUCUUGUGGUGUUGCUAUUUUGGGCCCUUAGUUAGAUAGAAAGGCUUUGCUGCUGCUGCCUGAAACACUGCAAGCCACUCGGCUGUUUUUAAUUGGGCAUAUACUCUGCAGAUAGGCUUUAGGAUUAAGUUCUAGAAACUUCUAAAGGGGGCAUUAUUUCCUCCCUAUAUGAACAUACCCUGAGGUAGCAGCACUCCUUGAAGUAAAUGGCAUUGGGGACUUCUGAGUAGACAUGUAUAGGAUGGCCCUGAGAAUGUUCUUUUUUCAGAGAUUGGUGGAGACCAAAGAAAAUGGCACUACAGUUCCAUUCAUGUGUACUCAGAAGCAAGGUUUACGACUAGGUAAGUUUGUAUAAUAUUGCAGCCUGUGAGUGUCAGUUGUACUGGCUUUGGGUGACAUUCCAUUGCCUUUGAGAAGAAGUCAGUCCUUGACUAAACAAGCCAGUCUCUGCUUCUAAGCAUCACUAGCUAUUAUUAGAUCUUGAACUCCUGGCUGGGACUUGUUAUGCAUUUGUUUUGACGUACAGCUCCUUGUUCAGUGUAGACCCUUUUAUAAAUAUUAAAUGCUGAUGACUAAACCCCACUCUAUGGCUACAGAACUGAGUUGCGUUAGAAUUAAUUUCAGAGUCAUGUCUCAUUUACUGGAAAAACCCCUCUUACCAAUACUGCCACUGCCAAGAGCCAUGAACAUCCAGUUACUGCUAUCUGAUGAGACCAUUUUUACACAAAUGUUUUGAAUUAUUCUAUUUUAGAACUCAGAUCUAACACAUGAUUUCAAGGCUUCUUAUCCUAUCUUUGUGGCUUAUACAGGCCUUGUAAAUUAGACGUGCAGCACGUGCGCCAGGUAUGUUUACUAAGCAAUAAGUCACAUUGUUUUAGGCUGUUAUCAAAGUUGAAACUUCGCUUGUGUUCCAGCCUCUCCUGCCAUUUAUAGCUAUGUUUGAUAAUGCAGAAAAGAUGCACAUAUGACACAAAUAGGCAUCAUAGACUUUACAUUCACAAGCCUGACUGACGCAUGCCCUGCUUUAGGCCUUAUGCAUAAAAAUUUGCAGUUAGAUUCUGGGGACAACGCUUUCCUUAAAAUAAAAUAAAAAAGCUUUUCAAAAACAAACCAUGGUGUCUGAAUGUCAUAUGAGCAUGGAUGUCAUUGGUAUGACGUUUGGCCUUGUGACUUGAAAGUCCUGAUUGCUAGGAGAAAGGAGUAUGGGCUUUCCUCCGGCAGAGCAUGCUAGGGUACAGAGUUCGACAGUAUCUAGAAUAAAGUGAAAUUGCUUUAAGUUAACUAUUGGGCUUUAAAAAAACCCAACCCACUAGUGAAGGCGAUGUCAUUCACAGCCCUGAUAUUGCAUUAGAGGCCAAGGUUGGAAGAAAGAUGCUCUGGGAGAUUCUAAGUCUUAAAGUAAAAGGCUGGGACUAGGCUAGUAUUUCUCGUGUGCCAGCCAAAUGGUUUACUGUGUCUUUACCAUUGAUUCCCAAGCCAGGGGCCCAGAUGUACAGGCCCCCUCCUCUACCCCUUCUGAGAAGACUGCUUGCUGGCAGCACAUCAGAGUAGCCCCCUUAUCUGCUGAUGUUUUGUACCAAUUGCACCCUGCUUGUCCAUCACCCUAAUGUCUUUAUCUGCCAUCCAUGAUGUGACUGUGGUGGUGACUGUCCUAUGACUAGGUGCACGUUACUUGACAGGCCUCUUGAGCUUCGUACUAGUCUAAUGUACAGGAUCUUCUAGAAUCCCACUUUGUUUCAUGUUUCAGAAGCUGCAUGUUUACAGCACUAGAGAAGACGUGUAGACAGCCUAGUCGUAAAAUAGCUUCAGAAAUUCUGCUGACAGCUACAGCUCGCCAUUUUGCUUUAUUCUCUCUCUCUCUAUUACAGCAAUAUAAGGCUGGGAGAUUCAUUCUUCUGUAAUGUUUUUAUCUGCAUUCAUGCUAUGCUGUUUUUUAAAAUAAUGCUGUACCCUAACUAAUAAAAAUAUUGUUUUAU
Molecule: messenger RNA, 15155 nt
Organism: Podarcis lilfordi (Lilford's wall lizard)
Lineage: Eukaryota; Metazoa; Chordata; Lepidosauria; Squamata; Lacertidae
Source: the annotation of a GenBank genome assembly